AGGGGACAGAAGGAGGGUGGUUUGAAAGGAAAAAGGCCAUUUUUGUCAACAUGUUUUAAAUAAACCAAAUUACCUAACAAGAUUGAAGUAAUUGUUCGCUGUCAGUAAGAUGCUUCAUCUGCAAAGCUGAGACUAAACGCUGACUUGUUGUUGGCUUCUUCCCGGGACUUAGUUACUGUUCAUUGAACUAGUAGCCUAAGUAAACCAUUUGAAGAUGGCGAGUGUGCAUGAAAGUUUGUAUUUCAACCCAAUGAUGACGAACGGAGUGGUCCAUGCUAAUGUGUUUGGCAUCAAAGACUGGGUGACUCCGUAUAAAAUCUCCGUCCUGGCGCUGCUGUAUGAGAUGACCGCAUCCAAGAUCACACUGCCAGAAAGAAGACGACUUAACAAGCUGAUUCUGCCACUGCAGCAGGGUCCAGACCUGACUCUUGGCCAGUUCCUGCAAACAGUGGAAGAGUGCUGCCCUCAGACUGCAUAUGCUGUCAAACUCAGGCUGCAUGAAAUGGCAGAUGGAGAGCUGAAAGACAUGGAGUAUUUCUUUUCCACUCUUCCCACUCCAUUCACUGCUUUUGAUUCUGAGGCUUAUAAAACCAGCGUUGUGGGUCUUUUUAUGAGACACAUGCUCCUGGCCUACAACAAACUGUCCUUCAGUCAGGUCUACAAACUCUACAAGUCUCUGCAGCACUACUACCACAGUCACUACGCCAAGCCUACUGACGGGCAGGUGGGUUUGGCGGCGCUGGUUGCAGACGACUCUGAAAUGGACCUCACCAGUAUUGAGGAUACUGUAGGAGACAGAAUAGACAAAGAGGAGUUGGACACCCCACUGCAUGAGUCAGAGCUUCGAAAUGACAAUACUCCAAGCAGAGGUCCCCUGUCACAAAAACAAGCAGAGUACUUUCUUGCAAGACAGGCAUAUCUUCUGAAGAAUGAUGAGAACAAAGCUCUAAAGCCCGCUGCGCUGCAGGAGGAGCUCAACAACAUGUUGAAGUUUAACCCAGAUUUUGCUGAGGCGCAUUACCUGAACUACUUGAACAGCAUGAGAGUCCAGGACAUCUUCCUCUCCGCCCACAGUCUCUUACAUUAUUUUGACCGCCUCAUCUUGUCUGGAAAUGAGGGAAAGAGCAACGGCGAUGAGGGCUAUGGUCGAAGUCUCCGCUAUGCUGCUCUUAACUUGGCGAGCUUGCACUGUCGCUUUGGUCAUUAUCAGCAGGCUGAUCUGGCUCUACAGGAGGCUAUUCGCAUUGCCCAGGAGUCCAAUGACCAUGUGUGCUUGCAGCACUGUCUGAGUUGGCUCUACACACUGGAACAGAUGAAGGGAUCUGACAGCACUGUGUUAACUGAGGAUUCAGUGAAAAUGGCUGCCCAUUUCUGCUUGCCAUACCUGGCAUCUCUGGGCAUUCAGUCUUUGGUCCAGCAGGGGGCAACACAGGGUAAGACAGCACACAAACUGAUCAACGCACUGAAGGACACAGACAUCCUGCACUGGAAGCACAGUCUGUCGGAGCUGAUCGAGAUCAGCCUGGCUCAGACCACAUCCAUAUGGAGGAUGUACGGCAAGAGCACCAUGGCUCUGCAGCAGGCCCAGCUGCUUCUCAACAUGAGCAGUCUGGAGCCGGUCAACUUCGGGGUCCAGCAGAACAACACAGAGGCCUUUGCCGUGGCUCUCUGCCACCUGGCCGAGCUACACGCUGAGCAGGGCCUGUACUUUGCAGUUUCAGAGAUUCUUCAACAUCUGAAAGAACAAUUUCCUCCUCAUUCACAGAAUGCCAAGCUCUGGAUGCUGUGUGAUCUUAAAAUCCAGUUUGAGAGGCAUAUGAACGAAGGAAAAUACCACUUAGCAGAGCCACUAGUCACAGCUAUUUCUGCCUUAAACAAAACAGAGGGUCUCUACAGGAAAGCUCAAGUUCUGAAGGCUCUCAACCGCAGCACUGAGGCAUACAGCGUCUUACAGCGGCUACAGGUUCACUGUGAGAAGACCAAAUGUACAGAGAUGGUCAUCAGAAUGAUGCUCUCCACUGCUGAGCUCCACUGGGAGUCGUCUGGCUUCUCCACAGCUCUUCCUCUCCUCCUGCAGGCCUUGGCUUUGGCCAGACAGCACCACCUACAGUCCCUGGCCUCAGAGACCAUCCUUCACCUGGCCUUUACUCAGCUGAUGCUGGGAGUUCCUGAGCAGGCUCUGAGUGUCCUGCAUGAAGCCAUUGAGCCUGUUCUGGCCCACGGAGCAGUCAUAGACAAAGGCCGAGCCCUGCUGUUGACAGCCCGCUGUCAGAUGGCAGUGGCUGGUUUCAGUCCAAACGGACAAGGGCAAGCAGAUUUGCGUUUGGCGGUUUUAGCUGUUGACACGCUAAACGAGGCCACAGCCUAUUUUUCUAAGCUGGACUGUAAGGAGCGGCUCCGGGAUGUCCAUUACCUGCAGGCUCAGCUCUACCGUUCUCUGGGACAAAUCUCACAGUGCAACAAAAGUGCCAUGCUCUUCCGGCUGCUGGACCAGGACCUGCAGACACCAGCACCACCAGUUUCUAUGCGACUCUAAGUGCUCCUUUUUCAACAGCACACUGUCGAUUUUCUUUUCUCUGCUGAAAAGGACACAACACCUCCAGCUGCUGAGUUGAGUCACUUCAGCUCACCACUAGAGGGUGGUGAAACUCUGCCCUGCUCUCUUUCAGCCCUGAAGCAUUUUGUUAAUACAUACUUUGAACUGGAGGUAAUUGUGGAACUCUUCGCACGCAUUGCCAGGAUAAUUAAACAGGACAAUGUCAGCAGUCAUAAAUAAGGCUGGGUUUCCAGCAGAUCAAGAAUGGCUCCAUUGUCUCUUUACCCUAGGUUCUGUUACAGAUAAUGAAUAAUGGUCUGUUAAUAAAUAUACAGUGUUUUAAUAGCUUCCACUGUAGCAGCAGUCCAGGUUUGUCUGACAGACAUACAUGCCCAGCGACGGUGUGGUAGAAAUGUCAAAAGUUUAUCAGGAGCUGUCACGGCCGUGCUGAUUUACCCACCGCUUUAUGAUGAAUGAGGGUAAUAUCACAGUUAGCUACAAGAUGAAUGUGUUUCAGUGGCCUGGAUGAUUCAUAUUUCACCAGAGGAAUACUGAUGAAGCUGGAAUCCAGAGGAAGAAAUCGUGAUCACAUUUAUAACGUAAUAGACCUGCGAUGACAUAACAGCAGAUACUGUAUCUGUAUUCCACUUAUGUCGGACACGAUUUGUGAGAACCAUUUUGGCUCAUAACAUUGCAUUUCUUCUGACAGGCCUGUAAUCCAUUACUCAAAGCACUUCUUUCAAGAGAAUAAACAAGACUUGUUUUAUUUAGUUUUCAGUUGA
Lates calcarifer (barramundi perch) is the source of this 3318-nucleotide messenger RNA. RefSeq names its product anaphase promoting complex subunit 5 (gene anapc5). Gene Ontology annotation, biological process: anaphase-promoting complex-dependent catabolic process; protein K11-linked ubiquitination; positive regulation of mitotic metaphase/anaphase transition. Gene Ontology annotation, cellular component: anaphase-promoting complex. The coding region runs from base 215 to 2536 and encodes 773 amino acids. The record is from RefSeq and is a predicted model, not a curated record. Gene Ontology annotation, molecular function: protein binding. Lineage: Eukaryota; Metazoa; Chordata; Actinopteri; Centropomidae. The transcript has 18 exons.